AUGAUUAAGAAUGUUUUAAUAAAUAUCUUGCGAUUAACGUGUCAUUCUUUAAUAGCUUUUACCGUGAUAUCUGCUAUAUUAUAUAUAUUAUUCGAAGAGAAGGAUUUCCGUUUGAGGCUCAAGGCUAUUGGACCUACGAGCCAUAUUCUCAUGGGCGGAAUUAAUUACUGCUCACUUCUGCACCAUAAUGAUCGGAUACGCACGUCUAUAGAGCAUAUGGAGACCGAUUGGCGGAUGACGAAGAGAGAAUACGAUCGGGCAUUAAUGCUGCGAAACGCGAGAGUGGGACGCGUUAUAGUGGGCAUUUGCGCACUCAUCAUGCAAGGUGGCGUUAUUUGUUACAAUAUAGCGAGAGGAAUGUCACGGAUAUCAGUGGAAAUCGGUAACAAGACGAUCGAAACAGGCCGCUUACCAUGUCCGUCCUUCAACAAAAUCGUAGAUACCAGACUUAGCCCAGUAUACGAGGUCGUGCUCACGUUGCAGUGUCUCUCGACCAUCGUGGUAAAUAAUAUUACGAUCGGUGCAUGCGGUCUCGCCGCGGUUUUCGCGAUGCACGCUUCCGGCCAACUCAACGUAGUGAUGCUACGUCUCGAAGAACUCGUCACCGAGCGACAAGAUCUCCUUCAGUUGAGACUGGCGAACAUUGUGGAGCAUCACCUGCGAGCAUUGAGGUUUCUUUCAAAUUUGGAGGCAAUUAUGCGUGAAAUAUGUUUUGUGGAAUUAAUCGGGUGUACAUUCAACUUGUGCAUGUUAGGAUAUUACACCAUUACGGUAUGCUUAAAAUUUAAGAAAGGUGAAUAUGUGACAGAUUGCCUAUCGUUAUUACCUAUUUUGAUUGUUGAUGCUAUUACUUUGUAUAUUUUUCAGGAAUGGCAUGAAGAGAGUAUAAACACUAUAAUAACAUAUAUCAUGGUAUUAACAGCAAUGAUGUUUAAUAUCUUCAUAUUUUGCUUCAUUGGCGAACUCGUGUCGGAUCAGUGUAAAAAAGUUGGUGAAGUAGCUUAUAUGACAGACUGGUAUCAAUUGCCGCAUAAAACCGUUCUUGGUCUUAUUUUAAUAAUCUUGCGAUCAAGAAUUGUUAUCAAAAUCACGGCUGGAAAAAUAUUUCAUAUGUCUAUCCAGACUUUCGGUGUUAUUCUGUACUAUAGAUUUAGAGUAGAGGUGGCUAUUAGUACGCAUAGUUAA
This is a messenger RNA of Mycetomoellerius zeteki, 1185 nucleotides long. RefSeq lists its product as uncharacterized. NCBI's taxonomy places the organism in Eukaryota, Metazoa, Arthropoda, Insecta, Hymenoptera, Formicidae. The transcript is spliced from 4 exons. The record is from RefSeq and is a predicted model, not a curated record. Gene Ontology annotation, biological process: detection of chemical stimulus involved in sensory perception of smell; sensory perception of smell. Gene Ontology annotation, cellular component: plasma membrane. The coding region runs from base 1 to 1185 and encodes 394 amino acids. Gene Ontology annotation, molecular function: olfactory receptor activity; odorant binding.